AUGCUCAAGCCGCGGGAGGUGCUGCAGGUGGGUGCACCACUGCCCGGGUCAUUUGUAAAUCUAAUAACUCCUUUAGGUAUAUUUUAUCCAUUUGGAUCAGCUGCAGGUGACGCUAUUAGCACUCCUGUAGAUGACGGCAGCUCCCCCAUCAUUCCCCUGCUACGCCCCUUACCUUUCUUCGGUCGCACGUACCAGCAGAUUUUCGUGAAUCACAAUGGGCACAUCACAUUCAAUCAGUCACUCUCCCAAUACGUGACGCAUGAGUUCCCUGCAAACUCUAACAGGGACAUUAUCGCCCCCUUUUGGACAGAUCUAGACAAUCGUGAAUCAGGAAACAUUUCCUAUCAGCAGUAUACCAGCGGCGAUGUUCUUCAAACCGCAACUCAAGACAUCAGCUCCUACUUCCCCAAUGUGACUUUCACUGCUUCCUGGGUGUUUGUGGCCACUUGGGACAGAGUGGCCUAUUUUCCAAAUACAGGGACGGAGACCACCUUCCAGGUGGUAUUGAUUUCUGACAGUGAAAUGACUUUCAUCUUAAUGAACUACGGUGACAUUGCCCCAACUUCAAGACAAGUGCAGAUUGGAUAUGACACCAUCAGUUCAACCCACUACGGGUCUCUACGCACCUGCUAUCCAAACAACAGUAUUGACAUUGUGAACUUAAAGACCUCCAGCAAUGUCAACGUCCAGGGACGAUGGGCCUUCUUGACCACGGUCCAGUCAACCAGCUUCAGCUGUACAAACACCCCAGGAUUGACAGUACCGCAGCCAGGGUUCCUGUACCUCAGUGCCAAGAUCAAGGGUUCGAUACCCAGUUGA
This is a messenger RNA of Clupea harengus (Atlantic herring), 819 nucleotides long. RefSeq names its product sushi, nidogen and EGF-like domain-containing protein 1. Bases 1 to 819 code for a protein of 272 amino acids. NCBI's taxonomy places the organism in Eukaryota, Metazoa, Chordata, Actinopteri, Clupeiformes, Clupeidae. The record is from RefSeq and is a predicted model, not a curated record. The transcript has 8 exons. Gene Ontology annotation, biological process: cell-matrix adhesion.